Cyphellophora attinorum is the source of this 2067-nucleotide messenger RNA. Its product is annotated as Copper amine oxidase 1. The transcript has 5 exons. The record is from RefSeq and is a predicted model, not a curated record. Lineage: Eukaryota; Fungi; Ascomycota; Eurotiomycetes; Chaetothyriales; Cyphellophoraceae. The coding region runs from base 1 to 2067 and encodes 688 amino acids. Gene Ontology annotation, molecular function: quinone binding; copper ion binding; primary methylamine oxidase activity. Gene Ontology annotation, biological process: amine metabolic process.
AUGGCGACGCAACAGAUUGACACGCAGCAGGACUAUGUUGUUCCAACAAAGCAACAGGCAGUUGCCCACCCGCUCUGCCCACUGAGUGGCGAGGAAAUCAGCCAGGCCUCGGCAAUCAUCAGAAGCAGCUGGCCUGCACACACUGACCUGCGCUUCAAGACGAUAACGCUGAACGAGCCUGCGAAGAAGGAGUUUGUGCCGUACCUCGACGCCGAGCAUGCUGGACAACCGCUGCCUAAGCUGGACCGCAAGGUCUUUGUUGCGUACUACAUACGGAACACUGAUCGCUUCCAUGAGGCUGUCGUCAAUCUGUCCAACGGCAAGAUCGAAUUCAAUGCCAGGCUUGGUGCAAACGUGCACGGAAAUGCAGACUACGAUGAGAUCCUCCAGGUUGAGGAGAAGACACUCAACAAUGAGCAGGUCAAGGCAGCGAUUGCCAAAUUGCAGCUUCCUAAAGAUGCCGUCGUGACUUGCGAUCCUUGGAUCUACGGUUCCGACGGAAACAAGGACGACGACCGCCUAUUCCAGGUCUUCAUCUACAUGCGAGAUCCGCAGAACCCAAAUGAGCUGGACUCCAACCACUAUGCAUUCCCUUUGCCCAUCACAGCAGUCUUCGACGCGGCCUCGCUCGAGAUCCUGAGUGUCGACUGGCUACCUACCGGAGCAGAUGCUGAAGUCAGGCAACCUCCGACUUACACCCCCGUCCCGGCCAAUGAGUACAUUGGCGAGUACCAGACGCCACGGACUGAUCUCAAGCCUCUGAGCGUGAUUCAGCCUGAGGGUGCUUCUUUCACCUUGACUCCUGUCGGCACUACUGGCCACACGCUCGAAUGGCAGAAGUGGCACAUGCGCAUCGGCUUCAAUCAGCGAGAGGGCCCCAUCCUUUACGACGUCCGCUAUGACGGCCGACCGCUGUUCUACCGCGUGUCCCUUUCCGACAUGAACAUUCCAUACGCCGACCCUCGCGCACCAUUCCACAAGAAGUCCGCCUUCGAUCUGGGCGAUGCCGGCGCCGGAGCCAUGGCCAACAACCUGCAACUCGGGUGUGACUGCCUGGGUCACAUUGCCUACCUUGACGGGACGGUCUCCGACGACAAAGGCUCCCCCGUCCUCCUCGAAAACGCCAUCUGCAUCCACGAGCAGGACGGCGGAAUCGGCUGGAAGCACACCAACUACCGUACCGGCCGCGCCGCCGUGACCCGCUCGCGCGAGCUCGUCAUCCAGACCAUUAUCACCGUCUCCAACUACGAAUACAUCCUCGCCUACCAAUUCAACACAGCCGCCGAAUUCCACUACGAGGUCCGCGCCACUGGUAUCCUGUCAACGCAACCCAUCGACCAUUCCCUCGACAAAGUCGGUGUCCCCUUCGGCACCGUUGUGCACCCCGGUGUCCUCGCCGCCCACCAUCAGCACAUCUUCUCCCUGCGCAUCGAUCCCAUGCUCGAUGGCAGUCACGCCAACCGCCUGGUCUACAGCGAAGCCCAUCCCAUGCCGCUCGACCCCAAGCUCAACGCCUCCGGCCACGGCUACACUGUCACCGAAACCCAAGUGACAGAAUCUUCCGGCCUCGACCUCGCGCCCCAACAUAACCGCAUCUUCAAGAUUCAAAACACGCAAUCCCGCAAUCCAAUCAACAAUCAACCCGCCGCCUACAAAAUCAUGGCCCCACCCUUCCAGCCUAUCCUCUCGCAUCCCUCCUCCUACAACUUCAAACGCGCCGAGUUCGCCGAUCACGCAAUCUACUCGCGUGGCGGCACGGGCGUGCGCGCUUGGGCCGACCGGAAAGACAACGUCCUCGACCAGGAUAUUGUGGUGUGGGUGCAAUUCGGAAUCAACCAUGUCCCACGCAUCGAGGAUUUCCCUGUGAUGCCGUGCGAGGUGCUGAAGGUGAUGCUGAAGCCGGUGAACUUCUUUGAGCGGAACCCGGCGGGCGAUGUGCCGAUGAGUGAGCAGAGGAUCAACAACAGUACCUUGGUGGGUGGAAAUCAUCAGCAGGGUGCGGGUGUUACGACAACGGUGGGAGACUGCUGUGCCAGUGAUGAGGAAAAGCCCACUUCGAAACUGUAA